AUGCCUAAAAGCAUUGAUCAACUGGUGGCAGGCUGCGCCAGAGGAUUUGAGCGCCUAGAACAGAAACCGGGAUACACGACUAUCGUUAAUGUUACCAAACCUGAUGAGAUUGCGAGAUUCAAGACCUUGCUCAGUCGAUUCAAUCGUUGGACAAGAAAUGCCGAAACACACUCACUUGACCAGGCAUUACAAGACAACACGCGUAUCAAGCUCCAAGUCAUCCGGCUUUUGAGCCACAUCCAGAGAUUACUUCGAGAUGCCCACGCGAUCACAGUCGGGGAUCAAGUACCUUGGGAUCAGGUUGACAACGACGAGGAUUCACAAUCAGACGAUGAGAGGGAAAUACUUGAAAAUCCUCCAGAAACAGAGAUGGAGCAGAUUCUGACUCAUAUAGCCGAUGCGAUUGACAAUCUAUUGUAUCUCAUUCCGCCAUUGAGAAGACGGCUGAUUAAUGUCGGAACGACCGAUGAGCCAUCACCUUUUGAGACCUUCGAUACCCAACACGUUCGUUCCAAGUAUCCCGAAAUAGAUCCUGUUGUAGCAGAGCGUCUCGGAAAGGCUAUUUCAGCUAGGCGGCAACUCUUGAAGCUCAUGCAAGACAAUCAGAGUUACUACUUUCAUAGUCGCAAAAUACCUAUAUCAGAAUUGGAACUCCUUGCGGAGCAGAUUACACCGGAAGACCCGACACACACAAACAAUAAAGGUAACGAGGUCGGCCUUGAGAUUUCCUCUGUCACCUCAUGUUCGGCUGAAGAUGAUGGGCGAGCAAGUCGGGUCCCUGUCCUGCCCCAAGAAGCUACACAAGGUAAUUCAUUCCGCUGCGUGUAUUGCCAGGUCAUCAUAAAUGUAUCGUCCGAAGUUGAAUGGAAAAAGCAUGUGUAUGAGGAUUUGCAACCAUACAUUUGUCUGGAGGAAGAUUGCCUGACGCCUCGAUAUCAGUAUGCCCGCCGCAAAGAUUGGAUGAAACACGUGCUUGAAGCGCAUUGGAGGAUUUAUUCUUGUCCAUUUGGAUGCGGCCUCAGAUCCGCGUCAAGAAGUCAAUGUAUUGAACACCUUUGCCACAAUCAUGGUGACGAUAUGAACGCCGCCGAGAUUGAGGAUUUAGUUCAGCUUGGUACCUUCAACAAAACUGGAUUUUCAACGGGGACAUCCUGCCCCUUUUGCAAGAUCGAACUACAAGACAUCAAAACAUAUCAGAAUCAUGUUGGCGAACACCAGAGACGUCUUGCCCUCUUUGCAUUACCACUCACUUCAGAAGAUUUAGAGGAGAGAAUGGAUGAAGCCGGACCAUCAUCUGUGCAGGGAAAGAAGCCUCCGGGGCAAGACGAGGAAUCUGGCACGUACGAAGACACACCCGACCGUCAUUCUAUAGGUAUGGGAAGUCACUCGGGAAAGGACAGCUACAGAGGAGGAAGUGGCCUUCCAAAGGGCCAGGCACGGAGAAAGGUACUGUGGUAUUGGAUAUGCUAUGCGGGCUUCCUCGGUGUGUAA
Molecule: messenger RNA, 1491 nt
Organism: Fusarium verticillioides 7600
Lineage: Eukaryota; Fungi; Ascomycota; Sordariomycetes; Hypocreales; Nectriaceae
Exons: 3
Coding region: 1-1491 (496 amino acids)
Source: RefSeq, a predicted model, not a curated record